Molecule: messenger RNA, 366 nt
Organism: Rhizoctonia solani
Lineage: Eukaryota; Fungi; Basidiomycota; Agaricomycetes; Cantharellales; Ceratobasidiaceae
Product: helicase domain-containing protein
Exons: 2
Coding region: 1-366 (121 amino acids)
Source: RefSeq, a predicted model, not a curated record
AUGCAAUACCCUCUUUUUAUAUUGGCUUUAGUUACGGCGCUUCCAGCCCUGGCCCUCGCUGGCGAUAUCAAGUUUUUCCCAGAAAAAGACUGCGGCGGAACCCCUUCACAUGAAUACGAUGUCGUCUCCUGUGGGACUUGUAUCACUCCUCCCGAUGAAUCGAGUGCGGCCCUAGUGAACAACGUCAGUAACCGACACCUUGUAACUGUCUACAACUCGGACAAUUGUGAAGGAAAUUCCGUUGUCCUGGAGAACCACGGCAGCCUCUGUGGAAUUCAAGGCGCGAACAAGAUCCGCUCAGUGUUGAUCCACUGCAUCGAGGAUUCUGUUCCGGCUCGUCACCGAAAGAAAUCAGUCCGUUUCUAA